AUGCCCGCUCGCAAACGCGCUAGUUCUGACACAGAGAUUGAAGACGAUGAUUACGAUAAUGGAGCUGAGGAGUCUUCAUCCAGACCAAAAGAAAUUGCGAAGAAUAAGCGACGAGUCAGCAUGUUGAAGGAAACCGAUGGACAUUCCAGGAGCAAAUCAAACUUCACCAUGAAGUCUAUGGAUUCGACCGAUUUGAUGGCAAACGAUGAUCGCUCUGAGAAGAGACGGAGACGACAAAGUAGAACUGCGGCUGCACUCAUUGCUGAAGAAGAAGGGGACGGAGGCUCUAGUUCAGGAGUCAAUGGGCCCAGGACGCCAAAAAAGACUGCUGUGGCUCGGGCGAACAUGCUUAAUGCUGUGGAUCACACGCCAUUGCCAGCAGUAUCUCUUGAUGUUAUGACGAGUAAUUUUGAGGAAUGGAUGAAGAUGGCUACAGACAACAAAAUUAAUGCAGCCAACUCUUGGAAUUUCGCUCUCAUUGAUUAUUUUCAUGACAUGAGCUUGCUACGAAAUGCACAGGACGGCUCUGUCAAUUUCCAAAAAGCAUCCUAUACUCUCGAUGGAUGUGUAAAAGUCUGGACUUCCCGGGUGGAUAGUUGCAGGAAUGACACCGGAAAGCUCUUGAGUAAUUUGACAAACGAUGGGGGCGGUGGAGAGGAAGACGAUGAAGGAGCUGAGGAGGGCGAAGGAGAUGGCGAAGAAGGCAGCCGCAAUCAGGCAAAGCGAAAACGGGCACAUAGACCUGAAAAUACGCUCGCCAAGUCUAUUGAACAGUUACAAGUCAAGAAGCUUGAUACAGAAUGCGUUGUUGACCCGCUGUUCAAAAAGACGUCCGCGGACUUUGAUGAAGGCGGAGCCGGAGGGAUGCUCAUGAAUCAUCUGAGCGUUGACGCCCAACUACAGAUCGUUUUUGAUGCGACCGGUACGAAACUGCUGGAUGAAGAAGAAACCGAAAUCGAGGAUGGAGAGGUGUCCUUGGCCGAUCUGCGGGCCAAAUACAUGCCUGACCUUGAGGAGCUAGAAGGUCGAUCAAUUAUGCCGUCCCUGUCAGAUUUCAAGUUUGCAUCGGACGACUUGACUUUCGCUAGCCAUGUACUGCCUAGUCGCAAUACGCCAGAUGAACCAAUGGCGUUUGGGGAACGAGACCCAGACAUGGCCGAUACUGGAGACGCGGGGCCAGUAGAGGACUUUUUCACGGGUGGAGAAGCCGUCAACGAUUUUGAAGGUGGAUUCCAUGACAGUGGAGGGUUCGAUGACGACGGUGGAGAUGAUGGAGUCGGCGAUAUGGGCGACUACACGGGUAAUCCAGCUGGCGCCAGCCAUACUGGUCCGGUUGAACCAUUCGAUCCUAGACGUGGGCGUGACGAACGAACGCUAAUCAUGAGCAUGUCCGAAGACGCAACGGAGAUGCUCGACUACUUUGAUACCACGGUGAUGAAGAAUUGGGCCGGGCCGCAACACUGGAAGGUUCGACGCGCGAUCCGCAAAGAUGGCGAUACGACCGGGAACACUACUACGCGCUCGCGCAAGGACAAAACGGUGUUCAUGAUUGAUUUCGAGACCCCACCGGCCGAAAACUUUGCCAAGAAAUGGUUCGUGCCUGCGACCAAGGCCGUACUCACGCUCCCAUCAGCCAAAAUCGCGAAGAAAGGGUCGAAGGGUGCCAAAUCGAUCAAAAAGAACGAAUUUCUGCUACCCAAUGAUAUGCACUUUAGCAGCAUGCAACUUUUGAGGCUAUUUACUAAACCCAAAUUUACGGUCCAAAUGCGGCGGAUUAAUGUCGAUGAGCCCAUCAAAGGCGAGGACGGUGAAAUUGGCGGCGAAUUCUGGGCACAAGCGGCAGCGGAUAAUGCAGGAGCCGGUCCCGACGACAUGGACGGCGGUUUCCCAGCGCCAUUCGCAACGCAAUUUUUCCAUGACGAAGAUGACGACGGAGGGUUUGACGAUGGUGACGGUGAUGGCGGGAUGGGUGAUAUGCCUGCAGUAGAUGAAGAAGAUCUCAUUGCCGCCACACAAGGUACCCUUAAACGCGUUCGGCCGGAGCAUAUCAACUAUACCAAACGUGCCAAACGUGUCGAUGUACGCAUGCUCAAGGAAAACAUCUGGAAAGGACUGAACAUUGUCGUGCCGAAGAGCAAUAUGGAGGAUGGACAUGAGGAGGAGAUUAACGCGACAACCGACGAGGCCGAGCCGACCGACCCCACAGAGGCACGAGACUUUACCAAUGUCAUAUCGAAUCUACGGACACAGUACCCUAAAGAUAAACUGGACGAGAUCAGCACGAGCUUCUGUUUUAUUUGUCUACUUCAUCUUGCCAAUGAGCGUGGGCUCAAGAUCCAGGUAGGGGAUGCCGCGCCUGACUGGGCAGCUGGGAAGAAUAUGGUAGUCGAUGACGAUGCGGAGGCUGGAGCCGAUGAAGCUGACCUCAAGCGAAUCGGCCAGUUGAGCGAACUGCAUGUGUUCAGAGAUCCGGACGCACGCCCGGCUGCGUAG
Molecule: messenger RNA, 2493 nt
Organism: Rhizoctonia solani
Lineage: Eukaryota; Fungi; Basidiomycota; Agaricomycetes; Cantharellales; Ceratobasidiaceae
Product: condensin complex subunit 2
Exons: 8
Coding region: 1-2493 (830 amino acids)
Biological process (GO): mitotic chromosome condensation
Cellular component (GO): condensin complex
Molecular function (GO): chromatin binding
Source: RefSeq, a predicted model, not a curated record